Messenger RNA from Gekko japonicus, 870 nucleotides. RefSeq names its product family with sequence similarity 98 member C (gene TSLIG3C). The record is from RefSeq and is a predicted model, not a curated record. Gene Ontology annotation, cellular component: tRNA-splicing ligase complex. The transcript has 6 exons. The annotation marks the transcript as partial. Lineage: Eukaryota; Metazoa; Chordata; Lepidosauria; Squamata; Gekkonidae.
GUUCCAUCAGGUCCCGAAGAGGCGGAGACGUUCCAGAUCGAGAUGAGCGGCCUGCUCGGCGAACUGCGUUGCCCGUACCCCUCGCUGACGACGGGGGACGUGACCAGCAGGCUCCACACACCGGAGAACUGCCUCCAGCUUCUCUAUUUCUUGAGCUCUGAGCUCCUGGCAGCCCGGCUCCAAGCCCGCAAGAGCCCCCCUUCGCCAGAACGGAAGAAUCGAUCCCAGGAAGCCGUGCGCGAGCUGCAGGGGAUCUGCCGGGCCUUGGGGAUGCCGGAAGCGGAUCCGAGCUGCCCCGUUCCGCAGCUCAUGGCCGACAUAGAAGCCAAGAUUUCGGGGUUGCUCUCCACUAUGCCUCCGGAGCAGAUGACACCUCUCCUGAAAACGCCGCUGACUUCUGAGGAAUGGAAAACGUUAGAGAAGAUCCACGGAGCGUUGCGGACGGAGUACCAGUGCCGCAGAUGCAUGAUAAUCACGCGCUUCGACGUCACAAUUGAGUCGUUCCACUGGUCCGAGAGAGCAAAGGAUCGCGGCGCGGCCAUGUCGAAGGCCUUCCGACCCCUGCGGCAGUCCUUGCAGAGGGAGUCUCAGAUCAGCCUCGCACAUCUGCUGGCAGCCAGAGACGACCUCUCGUGCAUCACCAAGACCAGCAGCGGGGCCUCCCGGGACAAGACCAGUUGCGCCAUCAACAAGGUGCUGAUGACCGGCAGCGUCCCGGACCGGGGUGGGCGUCCAAACGAGAUCGAGCCCCCUAUGCCCGUAUGGGAGAAAAGGCGAGAGGGGGGAGGAGAUGGCGGCGGCCACCAGCGCUGGGGCAAAAGGGGGAAGAAGAAGAAAAAAUAAAAACUGGGAUUGUAAGCCCUCUUCCAA